Molecule: messenger RNA, 819 nt
Organism: Colletotrichum graminicola M1.001
Lineage: Eukaryota; Fungi; Ascomycota; Sordariomycetes; Glomerellales; Glomerellaceae
Exons: 3
Coding region: 1-819 (272 amino acids)
Source: RefSeq, a predicted model, not a curated record
AUGUCCCUCCACAACGGCGCAUACAGCCAUCCGGGCUACUCGGCGCCGCCCUACAGCCAGGGAUAUCACCACCCGCCCGGGGGCCAGAUGUACGGCAACGGCCACGGCAACACGCAGGUCUACUACACGCCCUCCGGCCACGACGCCGCGCCGCAGCAGCACUGGUACGGCCAGCCCGGCCGAUGCCGGCCCCCCGGCGGCGGCCACGGCCCCUGCUCGCCCGAUGCGGACCGCUUCAACAGGAAGCGGCGGCGGUGCACCUACAUGUACUACGUCCUGCGGCAGAUGGCCAUCUUCGUGCCCGUUGUCGUGCUCUUCCUCAACAUCAACAUCUACGUCUCGAGGCGGGGCAAGUACCUCAACGACUCGACGAGCCCGGCGGACCCCAUCUUCUACUCGCUGUGGCUGACCGUCCCUAUUUCCUGUCUGGUAUUAAUAUGGUCCGCCAUCGCCGUGAUUUGCCGCAAGAGGGUGCCGUAUCGCGGGGGCAUACCGAAGCACUUCCACUUCGGCAUGGAGCUGUGCUUCUCGCUGGGGACGACCAUCUGCUGGAUCCUCCUCGUCAUCCAGAUCGAGUCCAAGAAGUCCAACGGCUACUACUCGUAUCCGUAUAUCCAGUACGAGGCCGCGCUGGCCUUCCUGCUCGGUGUCAUCAUCUCCUUGCAGUCGUUCGUGCUUUCGGUACUCCAUCGCCGACGGCGGGAGCAGCGCGGCGGCGAAGACGAUGACCCCGAGCAGCCCCGAUACGGCGAAGAUGCCAAGGUUCCCGAUCUUCCGGAACGCCGUGUAGGGCUCAAGGGCGAGGCCCAUGUCGAAUAA